AAGCCGCAUCACAUUACUCCGCAUUUAAAGAUGGCAGCCACCGCUAUGAAGCUCGCCGGUUUUCUCGCCUUUUGCUCACUUUUCGCAGCAACUUACGCUGCUGGCAAAACUCUAGUAUUGGUUCACAAUUGGUCAAUCAGAGAGACACAUUCCAUCUUCUUCAGAUCACUCAGAGAUCGAGGUUUUGACCUGACCUUCAAGACAGCAGAUGACUCGUCCCUUGCCCUCGUAAAGUAUGGUGAAUUUCUGUAUGACCAUCUCGUCAUCUUCGCCCCAUCUGUAGAAGAGUUUGGCGGGUCCAUUGAUGUCGCCGCUAUCACCAACUUCAUUGAUGGAGGCGGAAAUGUGCUUGUGGCUGCUAGUUCUGCUGUCGGUGAGCCCAUUCGCGAACUUGGGAGCGAGUGUGGUGUGGAAUUCGAUGAGGAAAAGACCGCAGUGAUUGAUCAUCUCAACUAUGACACCUCGGACCAAGGAAAGCACACAUUGAUUGUCGCCGACCCAGACAACCUUAUCGACUCUGACAUGAUUGUUGGUAAGAAGAGGAAUGUCAGUCCUCUGUUAUUCAGGGGCGUUGGCAUGACUGCUGACUCUGACAACCCGCUGGUCCUUAACGUCCUUCACGCGUCCUCCACAGCUUAUUCCUUCAACCCGGACAAGACCAUCGACGAUUACCCUCAUGCUGUUGGGAAGAACACCCUCCUAAUCUCAGCACUCCAGGCCCGUAACAACGCCCGAGUGGUUUUCAUAGGAUCACUCGAGUUCUUCAGUGACGAAUUCUUCACCGCUGAGGUCCAGAAUGCCAACGGUGGCAGCAAAUUCUCGCGCUCCGGUAACCAGGAUCUUGCUACAAGCCUGUCCCAGUGGGUCUUCAAGGAGAAGGGCGUGCUUCGUGUCGGGAAGGUGUCUCAUACCAGACAGGGGGAGAACAACACCCCUCAGGCUUACACGGUCAUGGAGAAUGUGCAUUACACCAUCCACAUUGAACAGAUCAAGGAAGGGAAAUGGGUCCCGUUUGAUGGCACCGAUGUCCAGCUGGAGCUUGUCAGGAUUGACCCCUUUGUACGAACAACAAUGAAGCGCAAAAAUGGUGUGUUCUCAGCCAAGUUCAAACUUCCCGACGUUUAUGGCGUUUAUCAAUUCAGAGUUGACUAUCGUAGGAUUGGAUUCACACAUCUCUUCAGCACCACUCAGAUGUCGGUACACCCCCUACAGCAUACUCAGUACGCCCGCUUUAUUCCGGCAGCCUUUCCUUACUACACCAGCUCAUUCUCGAUGAUGGUGGGCGUGUUUGUUUUCUCGCUUGUGUUCCUGCAUUUCCGGGAGGAAAACAAAGAGAAGAAGGACCAAUAAUGGCGGAGGUGUCGUCAGCAGAUACAAACGAUGUCACCUGUUAUAUGCUUGUUAGUUGGGGACAGAUUGAAGACAGGGUUAGAACACAAAGAGAGAGGAAUAAUUCUCAUUCCCAGUCAGAAUCCUGCCAUAUUGUUAGUGAAGUCAUGUCAUACUUUAUGUCUGUAGUCUGUGGGGAACAAAUUGUAAAGAAGAACAAGGCUGGGUUAAAAUUCAAAGAGAGAGAGAUAGAUAAUAUUUCCAGUCUGAAUAGGGCCUUUCAAAAUAUGUCACUAGAGAAUAUUGCCAUGGAAAAUGGGCUGUUGCAUGAUAUGCAACUUUUGCAUAUAAAGAACUGUACAUGUACAGAAAAAUUUGGUGCCAUUUUCUCUGAGAUUAUAUAUAUAAAAUAUCGAUAUAUAUCAUGUGGUCCAGAGGACGUUUUCUGUACUUACGAUUGACACAUUUUGUAUCUGUUGAGGACAUUAAUAAAUCCUUUCUAUGCAAGUAAA
Messenger RNA from Lineus longissimus, 1841 nucleotides. Its product is annotated as dolichyl-diphosphooligosaccharide--protein glycosyltransferase 48 kDa subunit-like. Bases 31 to 1350 code for a protein of 439 amino acids. NCBI's taxonomy places the organism in Eukaryota, Metazoa, Nemertea, Pilidiophora, Heteronemertea, Lineidae. Gene Ontology annotation, cellular component: oligosaccharyltransferase complex; endoplasmic reticulum membrane. The transcript has 9 exons. The record is from RefSeq and is a predicted model, not a curated record.